Messenger RNA from Ruditapes philippinarum (Manila clam), 1381 nucleotides. Its product is annotated as major egg antigen-like. Bases 84 to 668 code for a protein of 194 amino acids. The transcript has 2 exons. Gene Ontology annotation, molecular function: protein folding chaperone. Gene Ontology annotation, biological process: response to heat; protein refolding. The record is from RefSeq and is a predicted model, not a curated record. Lineage: Eukaryota; Metazoa; Mollusca; Bivalvia; Venerida; Veneridae.
GAUCAUGCACACGGAAGUCAAACUAAAUUCAAACAGCUGAUUUUCACCAGAGCAAAGAAAAUUGCAGAAAAGUAAAAGUAAUUAUGUCUAUGCUACCGCAUUCGAGGUUGAAUUUUGGAUAUUUUGACCGACAGAUGGACUUAUUUCCGGACUGGGUGCAUUUGUUUAACAAUGACUGGCGCAUGGCAAAUUACACGGACUCUCGGCUUCGGUUCGGUCGUCUGCUGGAAAAAGUCCGACGAGAAAUGGAGAGAAUGGACGUCCAGCCUAUCAACAUGGAUUUACGAAAUCCAUUUAUAACAGAUCCCGAAGGUCAGCACAAAUUCACCCUUCGCUUUGACUGCAGUCAGUUCAAACCGGACGAAAUAAGCGUGAAGACACAUGACGGCCGACUUCGCGUGCACGCAAAACACGUGCACGAAGAAGAUGAUCGCAAAGUGUAUCAAGAGUUUUAUAGGGAGUGCGUACUUCCGGAAAAUGUUGAUCCAGAAACGCUAAAGUCAUGUCUCACCGAGGAUGGCGUUCUUCAAAUCGAGGCUCCUGUUCCGAGCACAGUUAUUGCACCAAAAGAACAUUUGAUUCCAAUUGAGCAUCUUAAAAGGGACACUAGAAAAGACAGACAGGUGGUACCAUUUACGGAGGAGGAAGAUGGUCAAAGUCCUCAGUAAACGACUGUAGUCUUUAUGGAUAUAAUGAUAUCAUUGAAAGUGACGCAAACAAUAGUCAUACAAACUUGUUUAUUAAGAAAAAAGAAAACAGUUUUGUAGUCUAGAUCUAAGUUUUAAGCAAUACUUACGCAUUGUUUUUUGUUAUGUUUUCAAAGGUAUAUAAUCUUAUUCUAUAGGACUUGAACUUUGUGUAAAUAGAUACUGAUUGAAGAAUGUAUUUUAUGGAUAAAAUUAUGAAGAAAAGGGAAAAAUGAAUAUUAAUACAGGAAUGUAAUUAGUCAAUAAGUUUAAGAUGUAAAACUAGAAUUAGUUUGGUCAAUACUAAUAUUAAAGAAAGAAAUAAAUAUGUAAAAAUACAUUGGAUUAUUAUUAUUAUUUUGAUAAUUAAAACUUUUAAUGUUAAGAAUAACAUUUUCUUCAUUUUCAUCACGUGUUUUUGUUUGUCAUAGCAUAAUACUUUUUAUUUCAUAGCAUAAUAGUUUUAUUAUUUCAUAGACAUUUGUUAUACAAUGAAGACAAACUGUAAAAGGUAUUAUUUAUGAAUAUGUUUAACUUAUACAUGUACAUAGUUAUUUUGUUAAGGAAAAGAAUAAUAUGACAUAAAUUCGUUAGUAAUUCAACAUACGAAGUAAAUAUUGUUUUGAUUCCUUUAUGUAAAUAUGUUUUGUACAAAUUUUUAAUGUUGUUACUAAAUAAAAAAUAUUUUCUGUGCA